CCGCAGCACAGUCUGCAGACAGUACACAAGUAUUACUCACUACUUGCUAAACCCGGAACAGCAAGAUGACUGGCAAGAUGGAAUACUUAACUUUCUUCAAUGGACACAAAAUGCCCAUUCUAGGGCUUGGAACAGCACAUGCACUGGGAGAUGAUAUAGAGAAGGCGAUAGAUGCAGCACUGGAGAUUGGGUACAGACACAUAGAUACAGCCCAGAGGUAUAACAAUGAAGCCCAAAUUGGGAGGGCACUGAAGAAAUGGCUCGAUUCUGGAAAAAUCAAGAGAGAAGAUCUUUUUAUUGUGACAAAGCUGCCAUUGACAGGAAACCGAGCAGAAUGUGUGGAGAAGCACCUCAAGCAGUCACUGCACGACCUGCAGCUAGACUAUGUUGACUUGUACCUCAUACACCACCCUGUUGGUUUCCAAGAUUUGGAUCCAAAGGAUAAUGGAGAAGAAAUGUUGCUCGAUAUGAAUACUGACCAUGUUAGCUUGUGGAAGGCAAUGGAGGAUCAGGUGGAUGCGGGGCGUGCACGGUCUAUCGGGCUGUCCAACUUCAACGCGAGGCAGGUGAAGCGUGUCUGGCGGUCGGCGCGCAUCAAGCCUGCCAACCUGCAGGUGGAACUGCACGUCUACUUCCAGCAGAGCGAGCUGCGCGCCUUCUGUCGGGCCCUCGACAUCACCAUCUGUGGCUACAUCCCACUGGGGGCACCAGGUGUGCGGCCUCCUGGCCGUGCGGCCAUCACUGUGGAUGCUAGCAAAAUGCCAAAGCGAGACCAGAUGACUAAUCCAGUGGUUUCACAAAUCGCACAGAAGCACGGGAAGACAAAUGCCCAGGUGCUGUUGCGCUACAUCAUACAACUCGGCGUGGCGGCCAUACCCAAGAGCACCAACCCGGACCGCCUCCGGCAGAACUUUGAUGUGUUCGACUUUGAGCUGUCUGCGGAAGACAUGGACACACUGGAGCAGCUGGAUAAGGGACCAGCUGGACGGCAAGUCCGAGCCUUCAUUCCAGAAAUGGCAAACCAUCCAGAAUACCCAUUCAAUGCGCACUACUAGUUCAGAGAGAACAGCAUGAUUGACACGCAUGCAAGGACAUCUCUCUUCUGAAGAUUCUGGACCUGUCUGAGGUAAAGUGUGCAAGAAGGAAAAUUGCUCUGAAUCAUUAAUUGUAGUUACAACAAGAAAGGAAGAAAAAGUGCCACUGUUUCUGUGUCAUUAAAGAAACUGUAGUGAGUGACCCUUUUUCUGAAUUUCCUAAAAACCUCAUCCUUUCAAUCUGAGUUCAAGCAGCAGUUUCAUCUAGUAACAUGUCUAACAAAAUACAAAUAUAUACUAAGACAAAAAAUUGCUAUGAUUACACGUUAGUUCUCAUCAUCAUCAUGCAGCAAGAUCGAGACCAUAUUUGUAAAUUAUGACAAAGAAUUAAAUGUACAGCUCAGAACCUCAUAUUGUACGUGUUCCAAAAAUAAUCAUCCUGUGUCAUAAGACUGUAUCUUCUAUGUGAAUGUAGUUACAAAGUUGGAGUGUAUUUUUGCUUACACAUUAUUAUCUUCUUGAUCACUUAUAAGGUGUAAAUUUAAAUAUCGUUUCAGGCAUAGCACUGUACUCUAAAUAAAGAAAGAGUUGCCUGCAAAAGACACGAAAAUAGUUCUUAAAGUGGCAAAGAGUUCACUACUGUGUUGAUACCUAUCUUGAUGCAUAUGAUUCUUCAUCAAGCUGUUAAGUCAUUCUCAUUCA
This is a messenger RNA of Schistocerca americana (American grasshopper), 1736 nucleotides long. RefSeq names its product 1,5-anhydro-D-fructose reductase-like. The coding region runs from base 66 to 1055 and encodes 329 amino acids. NCBI's taxonomy places the organism in Eukaryota, Metazoa, Arthropoda, Insecta, Orthoptera, Acrididae. Gene Ontology annotation, molecular function: aldose reductase (NADPH) activity. Gene Ontology annotation, cellular component: cytosol. The record is from RefSeq and is a predicted model, not a curated record. The transcript has 7 exons.